Neoarthrinium moseri is the source of this 1089-nucleotide messenger RNA. RefSeq lists its product as uncharacterized. The transcript has a single exon. NCBI's taxonomy places the organism in Eukaryota, Fungi, Ascomycota, Sordariomycetes, Amphisphaeriales, Apiosporaceae. The coding region runs from base 1 to 1089 and encodes 362 amino acids. The record is from RefSeq and is a predicted model, not a curated record.
AUGACAAGCUUUACCAAGACACUCAUGACGGAGAACGGAAGCAUCAAGGGGAAAAUCAAAUACUUGGUAGAGGAUCCACCAAUGAGCCGCCAACAGAGCGGAAGCUGUUCCUCGAGGGACAUCGAGCGCGGUGCAGGUGAUCACAGAGUUUCUAGCCGGUCAAGAAAUUCAUCUCCAGCGUCCGACUUCCACAGGACUGAUCGACCCAGUCGUAGCUCGAAUACAUCUAGCAGAUAUGCUGUAGAUGCGCGGACUGAGUCUCCGCCCCGGCGCGGUCGGCCGCAAAUAUCUUCUGGGGCAUUAUCAGAGUAUAUGGCGCACGCACAGGCUCCACCGAGGAUGUCAAGAUCGAGACAGAGGCCUGUCGACCCGUCGCCAAGUCGCGCUGGUCGAACUCCCGCAGAGGGGCCCGUGUCCGAGUCUCAAUCCUCGAGAGGCCAAGGUACGUCGUCCACAUCAAUGGAGAGUAUCCUGGACAUACUCGAGAACAUGCAGAUGGACGAGUCAGAGGAUGAAGACCCUAUGCAGUAUGCGGACAACGAGUCCUUCUUCCCGGAGCCCAAGGUCACUUUUAUGAUGGACAAACCGGACAACGUGAUCUGCUCCAUUUGUAUGACUAUACCCCUUCGCCUCGGACGGUCCUCCGGGCGACCCAGCGAGAAUGAUACAGUCGUGUUGGCGUGCGGGCAUGUGUCAUGUGCCGGCUGUAUGGAAUUGUGGCUCGAUGCCAACGGCUCAUGUCCGUUCUGCCGCGUCUCACACGAGUACAAAGCCUGCGGGCACCCUGUAAAGCCGCGUGUCAUCGCCAAGGACACCAUCAUGUCGCUGCCCAAGACUAUCCCCGAGGGUGGCAAGAUCGGCAGCUGCUGUCCAGACUGCCGCGCUGAUGACUCGGCCCGGAAGUUGCGGAGGCACGAACAAGCCAUUCGAAAGUGGAGGCGGGUUGUUGCGCAAGCCAACACCAGCAUUGAAGACUCCGCACUGCUGGCCCGGGCCCAGGAGGCUCUGGGCCACGCCAAGAGGGCCUUUGAGGACUUUCAGGCUUCGGAAGACUACCAAAAUACCGUACGUGCGCGUACGCACUGGUAG